Molecule: messenger RNA, 775 nt
Organism: Tilletiaria anomala UBC 951
Lineage: Eukaryota; Fungi; Basidiomycota; Exobasidiomycetes; Georgefischeriales; Tilletiariaceae
Exons: 1
Coding region: 316-618 (100 amino acids)
Source: RefSeq, a predicted model, not a curated record
AAGCUACAGGGAGAGCCCAGAGGAUAGAGCCAGACCCUGUACCCUGCCAUGCGCCCCCGUGACAUGGCCGAAUCAUAUCCACGUAUGCAUCGUAUGUACUCGGGUCGAUCCACGACUUGCUUGCCGACUUGCCGAAGGGCGUGGACACUCCUGUCAGCUCGAGGGACCACUCCCCUCCCCUCGCCGUGCAACUCGACAGUCGACGGAGAUGGUUUGACGAACACUGGUCAUUCUUCUAACUCGUCGUUAGCCCAGCGCGGACUGUGGGAGUGUGGCGUGCUUGUUUUCUCUUUGCCCUUUUCAAGAGUUCACACGAUGAUCUUGCAGCGCAUAGCCUCCGCAGUCGGUACUUGUCUACUCACUGUCGUCAUUGCGGGCGGCGGCACUUUCAUUGUGAUUGAGCUCCCUCUGAAAAGUGGACAAAUACGCAGGCACGGGUUGGGGGUCGUCACGUCGGCUGCCGUCCGCCUCGGGUCAGCCACUGCUGGCAACUGCACUCAUCCUUCUCGAGUCGUCCACCUUUGUAUUCACCCCUUGCAAGGUCCAAUGCAUCACUUUACCACCACAAAAGCAUGCAUCAUCGAGAGCGCGUCGCGUCGUAUGCUGUGUUUUGCAUGAGCUCCCCUCUUCUCAGAACUGUCACCGUUCGCCGCCAGCAGUACCUUUCGUCUGUCACGUUUCACGCUCCAUGUCCGAUAUUCAAGGGGCAGGCAGGGGCUAGGCGGGUCCUCUAUGGGCGGCUAAAUGGGUAUACCGCUCGAUUUAGAUCAGACAG